Messenger RNA from Bursaphelenchus okinawaensis, 1628 nucleotides. Lineage: Eukaryota; Metazoa; Nematoda; Chromadorea; Rhabditida; Aphelenchoididae. The record is from the annotation of a GenBank genome assembly.
AUGAUAGGCUUCCAAGAAGACGAUAGGCUACGAAGACAGAUCCUGAAGAAGACGAACAAGGUCACCACCAGCAGCAACUUGAGUCAAAUCACGAAUGGAUCUUUCGAUCCGUUUUUCCACGACAGGACAAACAAUGGGGAAGGGGAACCAAGUAUGGUAAUAAAAACGACGGGAGCAAUCUCGAGUACGCGCAGGCCAUUCCCGACUUAGGUCAACGAACAAUGCGCACCUGAUCAGCGCGAGACACCAAACAUCCAGAGAGUGGAUAAUAAGAGGCAGAUAGAGUGCCAAUCCCGAGAUCCCACCCCCUCCAUUACCCCACCUUAACAACAAUGGUUCGACAAUUGCGCGUUUCGGAAAUAAUCACUUUGGUCACUCCCAAUGGAGGUGCUCCGAUGGGAAACAACCUUCAUCCGCAAAUUAAAAAUCGGAAUAUCAACGAUACGGUAGAUAAGGGUCAACCGUAAUUUGUAAUUUUGAAAGACGAAUUUCUUUGAUUUUUGAAAAAUAAUUAAAAUUUUUAAAAAUUCGAAAAAGCCAAAGAUUUUUUAAUACUGUCUUUUUGCCAUGCCUAUUCAAAAAAUAAGCAAAAUAAAAUUUUACCAAAACUUUUCUAAUUUUUUGCCCUUUUCCUACUCCGAACAACACGAUUUCAUCACAAUUACCUACUGCUUGCCUCGCGCCCGCUCCUCCGUCCAUGCUUCCCAUCACGCUACCGAAAAAGGACUGAUAACCAGUUGUCGCUGAUACAAAACACCGAUAGCCACUCGAAACGACAACUAAUCAACAGCGAGGUAAGCCGGUCGGGAAACGCCAUAAAAAUACCCGAAAUCUGUGAUUGACAUGAGUAAAACCGAAUAAAAGAGGGUCGAAUUGAUAGAGACGGUUUUUAAUCACGGACUGCGAGGCAGCUGAGUCAACAGGGGCCGCGCGCGGCAGCCGGGGACACCGGCUGAUGGGAACGAGGUGGAAAGGGAUGAACCAAAACACUGCAAACUUUGCUGAUAUUAAAAAGCCGCGCGCGGUUAUGUCGUCGCUAAUCCCGGUUGCCUCGAAAACAGCCGGCUGCCACGGUUUCGGGCGGUGGCAGCGAAUUUUGGGAGGUUGGAGCGGGUGGGACGGUAGACAAGAAGCAGCUGAUAGAACAGUGGCACGGAGUUCUACUUUUGAAUCAUGAAAAAAUGUCAUAAAAAAGCCAAAAUGAUAGUUUUGCCAGUAAAAGUAAGCCAAUGUUCCUUGCAAUAAAUAGCUUGAUUGCCAAAAGAGUCAAUGGCCGUAAAGUAAGAGACAUCUUAUACAGAACGUCCUUGCACUCUAUAACAACAUGUUCUGUAUCCACGGUUUCAAAAAACCGCGAGAAACCGAAAUUGCGCAAGAAAAAUUUGAAAAGGGAAAAAGGCCUGCCACACUUGCUCAUUUAAGCCUAUCACUCCUCCUUUUCUCCGUCUUUCUUCGCCAUCUUCAGGACACCAGAUGCGCCCUUUAUUCUUAGCCCCUUAUCAAAUGGUUUCGGUCUGGCAAGGAUUACUCAGUUCCCUCCAAUUUAUGCUGACAAGACUGAUCAAGAACGCUAUGAAAAGGCCGUCUUUAAACGAAAAGUAAUGAAACAGACAUCCAGAGGUUGCUAG